This is a messenger RNA of Brachypodium distachyon (stiff brome), 1162 nucleotides long. RefSeq lists its product as uncharacterized. The transcript has 3 exons. NCBI's taxonomy places the organism in Eukaryota, Viridiplantae, Streptophyta, Magnoliopsida, Poales, Poaceae. Bases 59 to 721 code for a protein of 220 amino acids. The record is from RefSeq and is a predicted model, not a curated record.
ACUUCGGCACCGCUUUAGUCCGACCCAGCCCAAAUCCUCCUCACAUUUCGCCAUCUAGAUGACCACAGCCGGACCUUCUCGCCGCCGGCGAGCACCUCGUACCCAUCCCCCUCUCCCUCUCAUCGCCAUCGUCCUCCUACUCGUCUUCCCGGCGCCACUACGCACUUGCGCGCUCCGCGUCCCACUGCGCGAGGUGGCCACCCUCCUCUCCCUCUCCCAGUCCCUCCUCACCCGCGUCGCCGUCGCCCGCGCCGACAGGGGAGACGCCGCUGCCUCAGAGCGCGCUCGCCGAAUCGCCUCACACCUCUCCCUUCUUUCCUCUCGCGGCGCGUGGGCCCUCGGCUGGGACUAUCUCCGCCACUACGCCUUCUCCUCCGCCGCCGGGUGCGGCCUCUCCUGCGCCACCGCGGCCGCCCGCCUCCUCGCCGCUGCGGCGGAGGCCUCGCGCCUACAGUCACCCGCCGAUACCGCCCAGUGGCUGCGCCGUAAUUACGGUGACCUCCGAGCCGCCGCCACGCAGCUCCUCAGUGGCCUCCUCUCUGGCUUCUCCGAGCAGGGGCCGUUAAGAGAGGUGGUGUUGGACGUUAAGUGGGAGGUGGAGGAAGGGGGGCUGCUGAAGGAUUGCCUUAAGGUGGGAGCGAGGGACUUGGAGGGUUUACUUGUCAUCGCCAAAGAUCUGUUUGGUGCUUCGAGGGCUUCUUCACGCCACAACGAACUCUGAGGGAAUCCUGAACAAGAAACUACAUAUAUCCCAAUGUUCCAUUGUGUCAGCAGCCGAUGAAGAAUCCUUCAGAUCCAACAGUUCACCUGGACAUUUAAAGCCCAUCAAGUUUGGUAAUCCUGCAUACAACAACACUCUGUAGAUUAAGCUAUCUUAUCAUAUUCACUAGCGUUCAAAAACAGAAAAGUUUACCCUGCUGUUUAAUGACAUGGGAUCUUCAACUGUGAGUACAAUUGUAUCAUGCUCCUUGGGUGCUGAUCUGGCUUAGUUAACUUUGGAUAGUGAGUACUGUUUUUUACCAAGAGAUAACAUCUAGAUGGUUGCAAGGCUGUUGUUACUAGUGCCUUUACCAGUGUGGGAACCAUGUAAACUUCUUCGGUUAAAAAAUAACUUCGUUGCACAUUGAAUUUACUACUCCAAUAAAUUGUGAGAUUACGCUUA